UAAGAAUAGGCUUGGCAAGUGAAGGGCUACACCAUUUUCCUGCAAAGGCAGACGUCCAGCCAAUGGAUGGGCAUAGCGGAGACUCUGAAGGUAUUGUGGAGGUAGCACAUUAUGAGAGGUGAGAUAUGCAUGUGUGCAUCAUUAUAUGGUAGAUAUGAUGACAUCUGUGAGAUUUGUUGUGUGUUAACUAUAUGUGUGCGUGACAAACCAGUGGAGAAACUUGUGCAAUGGUCCGCGUGGGCGUGCUGCGCGAGAAGAGGUCGCUUUCCGUGGGUCCUUCCUCCCUUUCUCCUCCACCCCCUAUCGGCGCUCUCCAAUCCACCGCAGCCCGCCCUUUAUUAAAGUGGCGGGAACAGGCGGCGAGGAACUCUUGUCGUCGACUUUGGGCUUUGCCUCCAGCGCGGCUGCUGCUGCUGCUGCUGCGCACGAAGGACACCAAACUCUUCGUCCGGGAGCCAGAAGCUGCGGAAAGAGUCUCUUCCCUGCCCAUCUCGGCAGGGCAGUUCUCGCCGCUGGCACGGAGACGGCUCACCGAGGCUGCUAGCCCGCUUGCCCUCCUUCAUCAAGUGGCCGGCUUUUCCUCCCUCAGGGAAAAAAACAACAACAACCCACAAUGAAGUCUUCCCUUGUGCUGACAGUGCUGCUCACCUUACUAGUGGCAAAGCUACAUCGUGGUUACUGUAUUGAGUCUCUGGAGCAACAGAUGCCCAGCGGAGUCCAAACAAAGAUGAACUCAAAUCUCUAUAAGCUACCAUUAUCCUUGCUCCGACGAUUGUAUGGUGGCCAAGGGAUAUCCUAUGAGGCACUGCUCAGGCUGUCAGGCAAAGAAGAAAUCAAUCCCCAGACCCUUGCCUCUUCCCAGAAACGAGACAUGCAUGAUUUCUUUGUUGGACUGAUGGGCAAAAGGACCAUAGAGCCGGAUAAUUCCAUGGAACUCAGUAAGGAAACAUUCCCUGGCUUGAGUGACGUAAAAUAUUCACCAAAUGCAGAAUGAGGUACGCGCAGAACAGAAAAUAACCUAGAACAUAACUAUUGUGUUAGGUUUCAUGCAAGAGUGAGAACAAGCAAAAAGUCUGCAAGACUCCAACACAAAUUAGAUUUCAUCCACCAAAGCCCAGUACACUUUCAGCCAAACCAGAAACUUUGAUGUACCAUGGAGCUUUUUCAUCUCCUCCCAUGUUCUUUUCCUUAAUUAUGCUCUAAUUCCAGCCUAUAACUGAUUGUAAUGCUUUAGUGUUCACUGUUUGAAUAUUUUGACAAUUAUCCCUAGUCCUCAUGGUGCUUUCUCCCCCUGUAUACACAUGUGACUUGAAUGUUGCAGAAUCUCUUCCAUGUAAAACCAUCCUUCUGCGCAUCUUUUUGUGGCACAGAUUAAGAACACCUCAAUCUUCUAUAUUAACAGGGUUUUUACUUAUGACCUGC
Crotalus tigris (Tiger rattlesnake) is the source of this 1422-nucleotide messenger RNA. It is a transcript of the gene TAC3, whose product is annotated as tachykinin precursor 3. The record is from RefSeq and is a predicted model, not a curated record. NCBI's taxonomy places the organism in Eukaryota, Metazoa, Chordata, Lepidosauria, Squamata, Viperidae. The transcript is spliced from 8 exons. The coding region runs from base 614 to 994 and encodes 126 amino acids. Gene Ontology annotation, biological process: tachykinin receptor signaling pathway; positive regulation of blood pressure.